Physella acuta is the source of this 5225-nucleotide messenger RNA. Its product is annotated as glycine N-acyltransferase-like protein Keg1. Gene Ontology annotation, cellular component: mitochondrion. Gene Ontology annotation, molecular function: glycine N-acyltransferase activity. Lineage: Eukaryota; Metazoa; Mollusca; Gastropoda; Physidae. The record is from RefSeq and is a predicted model, not a curated record.
UGUCGUUCGUGCUUUUCAAGGUCUUUGAAGUGACACGGUAGUGUUGGACAAAAUAAACUUAGGCUGUAGAUCUAGAAUCUAGUGGACUAGAUCUAGACUACAUCUAUUUAGACCUGUAUUUAUAUUAUUAAAGACAUUGAAGGUGUAACGUUGGAUUCCUUCAGUAGUUUAAAUUAAUCCAAGAUUUAAAUACAUUGAAAAUGUCUGUGAUGUUCCAUAUUCUUACUACUGAAGAAACUCAAGAUCUUAAACUUCAGCUCCAUUUAGAGUUGCCUGGGUCUGCAAAAAUUUACUACAUAUUGUGUAAUCACCUUGACAACCUACUAAAAGGAUUUGAAGUGGUAGUAGAUCAGUGGCCUCAGUGGAAUUGCCUUUUACUAAGACCACAGAACAAUGAUUUAGUGCCAAGCUAUUUCCGACACUACUAUAUGUGUCACACUCGAAGUAUAAAAGAUUUCAAAUUUUUUAUACAACGUCCGUCUAUAGUAGAUUGGACAAAGCCUGCCAUAUUUACAGGAGUUCCAUAUGAUGUUGUUGGCUUAAUUCAAGAAAAAAGCAGAAAAGAAUUAGGUGUAGUCACAUCUGUAGAGCAUAGAUUUAUGUACGCUUGGAUUAAACCAGAACCACCUCAACCAGCUGUUGUUCCUGAUCAUCUUGAGCUAACAGUGCUAAAGAAAGACCAUGCUGAGACUGUCUGUGAUCACUGGAAACAUUAUCGCACCAACGAUGGACUUGUGGAAUAUUUUCGUCAAGUAAUUGAACAUUUUGAGAACAGUGCCAUUAUUACAAAAGAUGGUAGAUUGGUUGCUUAUAUAUGCAUGCAGUUCAAUGGGUCCAUGGCAAACUUGUUUGUGGAUCCAGAAUUCCACAGUGAAAAUUUAGGUGUUAUUCUAUUAAGAGAUCUCACUAGAAAACUUCUGGCUAAACAUCAAACAGUCUAUGGUUUUAUUAAAACUAAAGACUCUUCAUUUAUAACUACUUGUCAGAGUAUUGGUUUUUCAUGGGUUCCACAAGGAAGUAUGUCCUGGGUCCAUUACCAGCCUCGCAGUGUAAUCAUAAAUGACAGAAUCCCAAAGGUUCCAUCCUCUAGCAAAAUUUCAGAAAAUGGGUCUCAUAAUGAUUAUGAACAUCCUAGCAAAGAAAAAGAUUUAUUCCUUAAUGCUUUACCACUGUCUUGUAAUGAAUGUUCUGGAAUUCCUGCUAUUGGCAAAUCAGCCUGUGUGCAUGUAAGCAUUAGUUAAGAUGUUUAGUUUCAUCAUCAGAAGUUAUUUAUUCCAUCUCUGCAUAUCUUAGUGUCAGUUACGACAAUCUCAAAUCAUCAUAAUAGAAAUUAAAAGAAGGGAAACCAUUGUUUCAGUCCCCUAAAUAUCAUGAGUAAAAACAAGUAAUAAAACUUAUAAAACUAAUAAUACCAUGGUUAGUGCAAUAAUUUUAUAAAUUUGUUCACAAAAUAGUUAAACAUCAUUGUUUUAUUUCCCUCAAAUGCAAACAUUCCUUACACUAAGAUUUACUGCCAGUGAUGAUUUAUAGUGUAUAGAUAACCUCAGCUUACAAGGCUGCUAAUUGAUCCCCAUCUAGGAUUUAAGAUGGUUAGAUUUGUGGGAUGUAAGUCCAUUUGAAAUUGGUGCUCCAUUUAUAAAGCUGUUUUUUUUUUAAAAAGUUGAAUCAUUUUGUUGUGAAAAUGUCUGUGAUAAUUGAUUACAUGGGUUAUGUGACUUGCACGUUAUUAAGUUUUCAUGAAAGCAGACAUUCAUUCUGGUAAAAUUAAUCAUCAUUCAACUAAAUUCUUUAUCACCAUUUUCUACCUAUUUAUUUACUGUUGAUAAAUUAUUGUUAUAUUUUACCUAUUGAUCACAUUCAAAGUUAUGUGUUGCACUAGUAUUCUGAUGUUACUUUUCACCAUAUUAACUGACUGACUGUAGUGUAUAUGUAACUAUAUACUAUAUAAAACUUCAAAUAAUCUUUACAAUAACUUAAUAAUUUAUCAGGUGCUUAUCUUAAUUUUAUACAAUUAAUAUGACAAAUUAUCAUUCUUGAUGACAUGAAAGUAACUAAUUUUUCAUUAGAUGUCUGUGUAAAUGUUUAGACAAUUGCUUUGUCAUUUUAUAAAAACAGUAAUUAUUUCAUUUACAGUAAUUAUCUCUUUAAUAUUUUACAAUAUAGUAAUUUUACAUAGAAUUGGUAGUCAUGAAAUUUAAAAAGUAAAAUGAAUACUUAAAGUACUUUACAUUAUAGUGUAUUUUAUAUUUUGUUGUUGGAAUUUAUUCUUUCUCAAAGGAAAUGCUAUCUUUUUGAAGAAUGAAAGAUUUAUAUUGGUAAAAUCAUUAAGGUUUUUUCCAACUGUUUUUAUUUGUAUGCUAUUUUACUGUUGCUGAUUUGUUUUCACAUUUCAACCUGUUCACACAGUAGGUUUAAUUUGUUGAUAUAAAUAGCAAUAGAUAAAAUACAAAAAUUACUGCAACAAAUUUUAUAUUAAUCAAAGCAAAGAAAGCCACAGAUUAAUAUGAAGUAAAGGAAUGUAACUGAUAAUAAAGGCUAAUGUGAUGCCCUUUUUUAAAUUGACAUUUAUAAAAUCAAAGUUUUUUUGAUACAUGAAUAUAUUUCUAGUCCUGUUAUUGUGUUAUUUCAAAAUGGGAAAUAUAAUUUUUGCCUUGUAAUUAUUUGUUUUAAUGAAUGCAUUUAAAUGUAUAUAUGUAUGGACAUGACCAAUCAGUGGUGUAAAUUAAGCCUAUGCAUCUUAAAUUUGUACAUGUUUGUAUAGACAACAUUAUUAAAAAAUAAUGCAAACCCUAAAAGGUAAAUAAAUUGUAAGAUGAAAGCAAAUUUAAUUUCUUACUUUUUAUUGCUGAUUAACUUACUGUAUUUACUCAUUGAGCUAAACCCAACCCUCCUCCACUUUUUGUAAAACAUGCUCAUAUAGAUUUUGUAUGGUCAGCAGAUGAUGCAGUAACUACUGUUUCAUUCAUGGUUUCCAAUCUCACUCUCAAUUCCCCUAAACUCUUUCCCAAGAAAGAAAUAUUCUAAAACAGAUGAGCUUCUGCAUGAGCAUACAGUAGUUAAAUAAUGGAACUUUUACAUACUAAUAAACAUGCAUAUGUAGUUAAAUAGAAACAUAUUUUUAUAUGUUGUAAAUUUCAAUUUGAGAAUUUCGCCCAUUAUUAUGGCAAUUGAGAUGGUAGGAAGAGAUUUCUAACCCCAUUCAAUACAUUUUUUUGUCUUUGGUGUUGGUAAUUUUAAUUUCUUUUUUUAUUUGAUUUAAACAUUUUUUAAAUUGAGUGCUUGUUUGUUUGUAGCUAUAAACCCAUAAAUGAUUGGUUUAGCAGUGUCGUCCCUUUGCACUGUUAAUUGACCUUCUUUCACAUUAAAAUACUUUUUAUAUUUUAUUGCCCAUAACUUGUUGGGUUUGUAAACUUAAUUAAGAUUGUUGUAAUUGGCAUUCAAACGAUCACACAUUUUUUCUUAUGUAAUUUUAUUUUAAAUCAUUUAACUUGUAGUGCAUUCAUUCUUCAAUGCAAAGAAUAUGUAAUUGGUUAUAAUCAAGAUGCUUUUUAUAUAUUUUUAAAAACUUUAUUGUCAAGCAGGGAACAUUUAUAAAAACACAUGUACAUUAUUUAACAUGAGGGUAAGAAAUGGAGUUCAUUUAGUAUAGUUUGAAUUGCUACAUCUCAUAUUUAGCCAUGACUUGUGAGCAUGUCAUUUUAAUAAUUUGAUUCAGCAUUUCUGUAGAGGGGUCAUCUUUGUAAACAGUGUGUGCACAAAAUUAUUCUUUCACAUUCCUUACUUAUACAUUUAAUCAAGUUUUUUAAAUGUCUACUUUGUUAAAUAUAAUUUGAAGAUAAAAUAUUUAGAAAAAUUAAAUUCACUGUAUAGUAAAUAGGACCUCCUUUAAUGUUUUUUUUAAAAUGACAAUCUUAUACCAUUAGCUUGGUUAGAUUUAAAAAAAAUUUUUUUACUAGGCAUAAACAUAAAGUAAAUGUAGUGUAUAGGGGACACAGCAUAAAUGAAUAGCUGAGUCCAAUGGGUUUUUAUGUCAAUUUGAAAAUGUUUUACAUAUUUUUAGUUGGUUUCUCGAUGUCAAAUAUUAUAUUUUUAAAAUAAUUUUUGUAUUUCUUAGUUUUUUUUAUUCUCUGCACAUUCAAUUUCAUUUAAUAUGAUUUAUGUACCAGUCAUUUUUAAUCUUACAAGUGUCCCCUUUUUAUUAUUUAGGCUCUAUAUCUCUUUACUAAUACUUGUAUUUGAAAACAAAACAAGGAAGCAAAAUAAGAUCAACAGUGAUGAAUUUGUAUUAAUAAAAAAAAAUGGCAGUACAUGGAGUUAUCGAAAUUUGUCUUGAUUUUAUUAUCAUUUAUUAAUCUGUUUUUUGUUUUCAAGUUAUGAAAACCAUCAAGGUUAAAAAAGAAAAUCCAGAAAAUAUAAAUUAGUUCAAUUUUAUAGCAUGUUUAAAACAAAUUUACCCAUGACAUUUGUUCAUGCCAAAUAAAGUUAAUUCCCUUAAUUUAUUUUUGCUCAUGCUUUUUUAAUUUGAAUUCAAGAUUUUUAUCACCAUUACUAGUACUAUUAUUAUAACCAGAAUGACAUCAACAUUAAUUGUAAAGGAUUAUUUGUUUUACUAUUUAUGGGUUGUUACAACAGAAAAAUGAUGGGUUUUUAAGUUUGCAACCAAAUAUUUUUAUAAAUUCUUUGUAAUUGUUUGGGUUUGUUGACUAUUAUGUAAAUAGUGUGUAGAUCUCAGUUAAAAUGUUGAUUGCGGUUUUAGUUGUUUUUGGUGCAAUGACCAACACAGGUACAUGGUGAUCUAAAUACUUAUGAUACAUUUCCCUAUGGAUUGAAUUAAAAACUUGAAGUCAAUUACAACAUUGAUUAGUAAGAAUCAGAUGCUAAGAGUUAAACCUAUUUUGAAAUAAUUCUCAAAGUUGCCGUCAGGAGACAUUGUCAUAUUAACAGAUCUUAAGCCAUGUAUCACUUACAAUUAAAUAUUUAUUUAAAAGAAUUCCCAAAUGAUACCUGUGAUUUUGACAACAUAUAAUGUACAUGACUUAAUUUAGUCUUGAUGAAAUGACUAAAUAUUAUUAUAAUUUAUGUUUAGAAUAAUAGUGACUAUGCAUAAAUUUGAUCAGUUUUAGAUAUAAUGAUCAAUGAAUGUUCUCAUUGUUUCCUAAUUAUGGCUUAAGUGUAAAAUAAUGUAUUCUAUGCUCUGUAGCUGAUCUAUAAAUAAAUAUUUGUUA